GCAAUAACGCAAAGUGCCCACCAGCGUGCCCUUUCUCUUCCUUCCAAAUUCUCUCUUCCAUCUUUUCCGACCAUCAAAAAUAACGGCCGGAUCCACAGAAGAUCCGAUGACCCGACCCAUACCACCCCACACUUCUCUCUCUUCGCACGCUCUCUAUUUUCUCAACUCUCACCUGAGCUCCAAAGAAGACCUCGAUUCCGCCCCGAAUCUACUAUCGGAGCUCCGAAUCCAAUCCGACGCCCUUGAUCGGACACUUGCCGGACUCAACGAAGAGCUCCGGUCUCAAUUGACCCGCCACUCUUCAUUCUCGAACCGAAUCGGGUCGCUAUUCUCCAAUAUCCAUGCUCAGUUGGAAGAUCUCCAUCACUCCUCCGCUCGCCCUCAAUCAGAUGGAGGAUUGGAGAGAGGGAUGGGGGUUGAGUUGCAGGCGUUGGCGAAGGAAGUUGCCAGAGUAGAAACUGUGAGAAAUUAUGCAGAGACGGCAUUGAAGCUCGAUACAUUGGUUGGUGAUGUUGAAGAUGCUGUAUCUUCCACUAUGACCAGAACAUUGAGGAAGCAUCCAACCUCAAAAGAUUUAGAAGAUAUGCGUGCAGUUGCUCUAAAAACACUUAAAUCAACAGAAGACGUACUUAGUUCGGUUAGAAAGAAGUAUCCUCAAUGGGCUCGACUCAUUUCAGCUGUUGACCACAGAAUUGACCGAGCAUUAGCAAUUCUAAGACCGCAAGCUAUUGCCGAUCACCGCACCCUUCUUACGUCUCUUGGGUGGCCCCCACCUCUCUCGACUUUAAGUUCAUCAAAUCCAGACAUGAAAGGGUCAGCCCCCGUACAAAACCCUCUCUUCACAAUGCAAGGAGACUUCAAACUCCAGUACUGCGAAAGUUUUCUUGCAUUAUGCGGUCUCCAAGAAUUACAGAGAAAAAGAAAAACCCGCCAACUCGAGGGUCAGUAUAAGGAUGUUUUUCUUCAUCAACCGCUUUGGGUUAUCGAAGAGCUUGUGAACCCUAUAUCAAUUGCAUCUCAGCGUCAUUUCUCGAAGUGGAUUGAAAAGCCAGAGUACAUUUUCGCCCUAGUGUAUAAGAUCACCCGAGACUACGUUGACUCGAUGGACGAUUUAUUACAGCCACUCGUGGAUGAAGCAAUGCUGUCUGGUUACAGCUGCAGAGAGGAAUGGAUAUCGGCAAUGGUGUCUUCACUGUCGACUUACCUAGCGAAAGAAAUAUUCCCGAUAUAUAUAAAUCAGCUCGAAGAAGAAGGGAGUGAUAAUGCAAUCCAGGCACAGGCUAGGAUAUCCUGGCUAAAUCUGAUAGAUUUGAUGAUUGCGUUUGAUAAGCGAGUUCAGUCUCUUGCAGCACAUUCAGGUGUGACUCUUUCCCUCCAAGAAGAUGGGAACAUGCAGAAGAUGUCUUCAUUCGCUGUGUUUUGCGAUCGGCCCGAUUGGCUUGACUUGUGGUCUGAAAUUGAGCUCAACGACGCACUUUAUAAAUUAAAUGCUCAGAUUGAAGACGAUCGGAAUUGGAUAAUUGCGGGCCAGAAAGAUUCGGUUUUUUCUGGUCAGGAAGAGAACAAAUCUCCUACGAUAUCAAGUGCUGUUCUUAAGCGUCUCUCUUCUGUUAUUGAUCGAUGUCGAUCGGUCCCCAGCAUAUCUUUGAGGUCGAAGUUCGUCAAGUCGACAGGUGGACCAAUCAUACACAAGUUUUUAGGGUCUUUGAGGCAAAGGUGUCAAGAAGCUGAGGGGCUCACUGCACUUACAGACGAUAGUGCCCUAACUAAAGUUGCCAACUCCAUUAACGGUGCUCACUGCUUCGAAACUGCUUUGGUGGAGUUUUGCGAGGACGUCUUCUUUCUCGAGAUGGGAUUGGACCAGUCUGGUAAUUUGGUGACAGACGGUGAUUUUAGUGCUGUGAGCAACGGUGUUUUUCACGAGGAAUUAAAAAAUUUCGAGGAGUUCAGAACUGAAUGGGUUGAGAAGCUGUCGACUGUCGUGUUAAGAGGUUUCGAUUCUCUUUGCAGAGGUUAUAUCAAGAACAAGAAACAAUGGCAGGAAAAGAGUGAAGAAGCGUUAACACUGUCGCCAUCUUUCAUAGAAGCAAUGGAUUAUUUGCAGGGGAAAUUGUCGGUACUGGAAAAGGGGUUGAACAAAGUCGAUUUUACGAGGGUGUGGAGAAGUUUGGCCUUCGGGGUGGAUAAAUUUAUUUUCUCUAAUAUAUUUAUGGCGAAUCUGAAGUUUCACGAUGGUGGAGUCGAGAGGCUUUGUAAUGACCUGACGGUUCUUUUUGCGGUAUUUGGAGCUUGGUGUUUGAGACCCGAAGGUUUCUUUCCGAAAGUCAACGACGGUUUGAAGCUGUUGAGAAAUGCGAAGAAACAGUUGAAGAAUACGUUGAUUGCCGACGAAAGAUGGUUGAGAGACAAUGGGAUUAGACAUUUAAGCGCUUCUGAGGUAGAAAAGAUUAUGAAGAACAGAGUAUUCACCACUUGAAUGUUUUUCAAUCUCUCUUCUCUCUCGAUCGCUCCUUCUCUCUCUCUCUAUAUAUAUAUAUAUAUGCGUGACGAAGAAGCCGGAGGGCUCUCUUUUCAACUAACUUUUCACUGUAGUUAAAUGUUUUUUUUUUUCUACAUUGUAGAACGUUUUGCAGUUGUGCACAUGUUAAUGUUUUGUCUAUUGUAUUGCAGAGGAUAGAAAUUAAAUUGGAAUAUGAGAUAUUCAAUUUAGUUUACAU
Messenger RNA from Erythranthe guttata (spotted monkey flower), 2717 nucleotides. RefSeq names its product RINT-1 / TIP-1 family (gene MAG2). Lineage: Eukaryota; Viridiplantae; Streptophyta; Magnoliopsida; Lamiales; Phrymaceae. Gene Ontology annotation, biological process: regulation of ER to Golgi vesicle-mediated transport; endoplasmic reticulum to Golgi vesicle-mediated transport; retrograde vesicle-mediated transport, Golgi to endoplasmic reticulum. Gene Ontology annotation, cellular component: Dsl1/NZR complex. The record is from RefSeq and is a predicted model, not a curated record.